AUGGAUACACCAACACAGCUCCUCCUGAUCCUUCUCCUCCUUCACCUCGUACACUGCCUCGCGUUCCCCCUCGAUCCCCUGCCAUGGCUCCGUCCGGCGCACCUUCAGCAGUCACGAUGUACUGCAAAGCGGCUAUGGCCGCACACAACCCUCUCCACAAGCGCGGGAGGGAAGAAUGAAGGACCUGUCGGCAAUCCUUGCAACCGGAUCUGCCGGUACAACCCCAACUUCUUUGAUGGACAAGUCUGCAUCGGCUGCUUCCGAGAUGCGUUCGAGAUCAGAUCAUGGAAGACGCUAUCUGCGUCAGAGAGAAGCUGGGUGCUGCAAGACGCGAAAGAGAGGGAGGAGGAGUGGAAGUCUCUAGAGGCCAAGGAAGGAUCGAAGGCUUCGGAGCAGCAGGCUUGA
This is a messenger RNA of Guillardia theta CCMP2712, 405 nucleotides long. RefSeq lists its product as hypothetical. The record is from RefSeq and is a predicted model, not a curated record. The transcript is spliced from 4 exons. The coding region runs from base 1 to 405 and encodes 134 amino acids. Lineage: Eukaryota; Cryptophyceae; Pyrenomonadales; Geminigeraceae.